AUGUCGGCGAGAGCUCACCCUGUGGACGGAGAUGUAAGUCCGACGACGGACGGUGGAGAUCUUCCGAUCAAAUCGUUGUCUUACCGGCAUAAAGUCGGGGUCCCACCGAAGCCAAACAUGUUCCAUGAUUUCAUGUAUACAUUCAAAGAAACUUUCUUCCACGAUGAUCCUCUUAGACAUUUUAAAGAUCAACCUAAGUCCAAGCAGUUCAUGCUCGGUCUCCAAUCCGUCUUCCCGGUCUUCGAUUGGGGACGGAACUAUACUCUUAAGAAAUUUCGAGGCGAUCUCAUCGCCGGUUUAACCAUCGCUAGUCUCUGCAUUCCUCAGGAUAUUGGAUAUGCUAAGCUUGCGAAUCUUGAUCCGAAAUAUGGUUUAUAUUCGAGUUUUGUUCCUCCAUUGGUGUAUGCUUGUAUGGGGAGUUCGAGGGAUAUAGCGAUCGGACCAGUCGCUGUGGUUUCUCUGCUGCUAGGUACUCUGCUUCGAGCUGAGAUCGAUCCAAACACAAAUCCUGAAGAAUAUCUCCGUCUUGCCUUCACAGCCACGUUUUUCGCCGGUCUCACUGAAGCAGCCCUAGGACUCUUUAGAUUAGGGUUCUUGAUCGAUUUUCUUUCCCACGCGGCUGUGGUUGGCUUCAUGGGCGGUGCAGCCAUUACUAUAGCUCUUCAGCAGCUUAAAGGCUUCCUCGGGAUCAAGAAAUUCACCAAGAAAACCGAUAUCAUCGCUGUUCUUGAUUCGGUCUUUAGCUCUGCUCAUCACGGCUGGAAUUGGCAGACUAUACUCAUCGGUGCAUCCUUCUUGACCUUCCUUCUCAUCUCUAAGUUCAUCGGGAAGAAGAGCAAGAAACUAUUUUGGAUUCCAGCGAUCGCGCCAUUGUUAUCCGUUAUCAUUUCAACCUUCUUUGUCUAUAUAACCCGAGCCGACAAACAAGGAGUUCAAAUCGUGAAACAUCUUGACGACGGCAUCAAUCCUUCCUCUUUUCAUAAAAUCUACUUCUCCGGCGAUUACCUCGUUAAAGGCAUCCGUAUCGGUGUAGUAGCAGGCAUGGUCGCCUUAACAGAAGCUGUAGCGAUUGGAAGAACGUUUGCUGCAAUGAAAGACUACCAAAUCGAUGGUAACAAAGAGAUGGUAGCAUUAGGAGUCAUGAACGUGAUCGGUUCGAUGACCUCUUGCUAUGUAGCGACCGGCUCGUUCUCAAGAUCAGCUGUAAACUUCAUGGCUGGAUGUCAAACCGCGGUUUCGAACAUUAUAAUGUCAAUCGUCGUUUGCUUGACAUUGCUCUUCCUAACUCCUCUCUUUAAGUACACUCCAAACGCGAUCCUCGCAGCUAUCAUCAUCAACGCGGUGAUUCCUUUGAUCGAUAUCCAAGCUGUGAUUUUGAUCUUUAAAGUCGAUAAGCUCGAUUUUAUCGCUUGUAUGGGAGCUUUCUUUGGUGUCAUCUUUGUUUCCGUUGAGAUUGGACUUCUUAUUGCCGUCUCUAUAUCGUUUGCUAAGAUUCUCUUGCAAGUAACAAGACCUAGAACCGCGGUUCUGGGAAAUAUCCCCAGAACUUCGGUUUACCGGAAUAUUCAACAGUAUCCUGAAGCCACUAUGAUUCCAGGCAUACUCACUAUUCGUGUUGACUCCGCGAUUUACUUCUCCAACUCAAAUUACGUUAGAGAAAGGAUCCAACGAUGGUUACUAGAAGAAGAAGAGAAAGUAAAAGCAGCAAGCCUACCAAGGAUUCAGUUUCUAAUCAUCGAAAUGUCACCUGUUACGGACAUUGAUACUAGUGGUAUCCACGCUUUAGAAGACUUAUACAAAUCUCUCCAAAAAAGAGACAUUCAGCUGAUUCUAGCGAAUCCUGGACCGUUGGUGAUAGGAAAGCUACACUUGUCGCACUUCGCCGACAUGUUAGGACAUGAUAACAUCUUUCUUACGGUGGCUGAUGCCGUCGAAUCUUGCUGUCCAAAACUCUCGGACGAGGUCUGA
This is a messenger RNA of Arabis nemorensis, 1968 nucleotides long. The record is from the annotation of a GenBank genome assembly. Lineage: Eukaryota; Viridiplantae; Streptophyta; Magnoliopsida; Brassicales; Brassicaceae.